Lutzomyia longipalpis is the source of this 1119-nucleotide messenger RNA. RefSeq lists its product as uncharacterized. The record is from RefSeq and is a predicted model, not a curated record. Bases 80 to 883 code for a protein of 267 amino acids. The transcript has 3 exons. Lineage: Eukaryota; Metazoa; Arthropoda; Insecta; Diptera; Psychodidae.
UGGUCAGUGCUACUGGAAUUCCCGCCGUGUCUUGUGAAUCUCGAGGAAUUCUUUGGCGAAUAAAUAAACGAAUUAAACGAUGAGUGGAAAAUUCGUGGUGAUUAUCCUCUGUUUUCUGAGGAUUGUGCUCUGUGAUCAACAAGCUCAGGAGCAACAGCAAACAGAUUCCUAUCUCAAUGCUCUCCAUGAAUCUCAUGCCACAGGAGCUGGUGUUCGAUCACCGAGAGACGACCUAAGUCCAGGAUAUGAUUCUGGACCCAAACCAAUUUAUGGUCCACCAACAUCCUACGGCCCUUCAGCUCCUGUCUAUGGACCACCCACUGCCUACGGACCCCCUACGGGAUUCUAUCGCGCUGGACCGCCGAAAUACUACGCUGCUGUGCAUCAUCGAACACCUACGGAUUGGCUACUGGAUAAGCUUCACUUCAAGCUAGAUCUCGUGACGAUCGGGAAGAUCAUCCUCAAGUUGAUCAUUUUCAAGAAGAUCGUCAAAUUCAUCGCCAUUCUGUGCCUUUUACUCUUCCUGCCCAAGCUCAACAUGAUGGGAUCAUCAUCUACGGAUCACAACAACCAUCACGAUCACGAUUACGACAUUAGCGUCUUUCGGAAAUUCAAUGUGGACGAGUCCAAAAAUGCCAGGAUAAAUGAGCUCACAUCCUUCGUCCUCUCAUCAAUAGACGCCUUCACGCGGAAGGAGGUGAAAUGCCCCGAAAAUAGCGGCGAAAUGUCCUGCCGUCUCAACAGGAUGCUCACAAUAAUCGACUCAAAGUACCCGCUAAAGAGAAUUUUUCGCUACUACAAGCCCCCGGGUCAUGCUGAAGAAGAACUUCCGCCCCAGAAUACCCCAGAGAUGGUUGAGGAAGGCAGUGGGACAGACAAUUAGUGAAUAAUGCAUGUAGAAUAGCAAUUUUAUUGGAUCGCACGCCGACCCACAACUUGCUCUCUGUGCGCCACCAAAUUAGCAUUCUAAUCGUGAUUUCGGUCAAACAAUGACACUCAUGAGUUCAGAUUGCCCAAUUGAUUGGCGACGUAGAAAGUUGGCAUUCUCUCAUCUCCAUAUCCUAUUUAUUUAUUUAUUUUAUUUAAUUAAUUUAAGAAUAAAUUAUUUCCCAUUUGAAA